GUGGAAAGCACAGGUGGAGCUCAGUCCAGGCUGCGAGCGGGUUUGUCCUGGGACAGCGGCAUCAGCGGACUCUCAGCAGCCAGUCACAUCGCAACACAGCUGGAGGUUCUGCAUGUUGGGCAGGCGCUGCUGAAGGCCAUCGACGUUCUGAAGCGUGAAGUGCUGCGUCAGCGGCAGGAGAAAGAGGAGCUGGAGGCCACGGUUCGAGAGCAGGUCUGCGCUGAGAUGAUGGAGGUCAUCAGCCGCAUGCAGGAGGACUUCAGCGAGACGCUGGAAACCGAGAGGGAUCUGAUGGAGAAGAGAUGCGAGAACAAACUCAACAACUUGAAGAGCAGCCUGAAGAAAUAUUACAGCCAGGAGCUAGAGGAGCGAGACGAAGAGAUCCGAGAGCUUGCAGCAGCUCUGAAGGAGAACGAAGAGGGUCACAUCGCCCCGGCUCCCAUUUUCCCGCCUCUGAGUGACGUCAGCGGUCCACGGCGCUCCCGGCGCUUGGCUUCCACACACAAGCGAGACGCGGAUCACGAGAGCGUGGAGCUGACGCAGUGUAAAGCCGAGCUGGAGCAGUGCAGAGCUGAGCUGGACCUGAAACACACAGAACUGCGCCUGAAAACUCUGGAACUGAAGCGUCUCCAGGAGAACCUGCCAGUGACGGGCACCACAGGAACCCUGACCACCACAGCUGAGCGCAAACUGCAGGAGGGCCAGCGGAACCUGAAGCAGCUGCGGCUGGAGCUCCAGAUGCUGGGCGUGAAGCUGCAGUCUGGAGAACGAGCGUGCUGCCGCAACACCGACGGAGAGAGGCUCCGAAACGCACUCUCCUCCGCCGACGGCAAACUCGCCAAACAGGACCAGAUGCUGGUGGAGCUGCACACUAGCCUGCAGCUGGUCAGAGCAGACCUGCGCAAGAAAGACGAGCUGCUGGCACAGCUACAGCACAGCCAGCCUCCUCCGCCAGCGUCCGGCUCCUGCAAGAAGAGGGGCUGCGGCGUGGCUUACGUGGAGAACCAGCCUCCUGAGAAGCGCCCCUUCUUCCGCUCGUUCUUCCCCUCGCGCCAGAGGCCUGAGGCGGGCACACCGUACACCCGAGUGUUGCGCUCGCGCCAGCCGUCCCCUCCGUCCACUCCCAUACAGCUCCGAGUCAAAUAUUAGGAGCUCAGCAGUGGACGCAGACAAGAGCUUUUAUAUCUUGCAGUUUUUAUAUUUCUGUCUUUAAUAUAAUCAGGUGGCCGUUUGACGCAUGAAUG
Messenger RNA from Sinocyclocheilus grahami, 1244 nucleotides. Its product is annotated as kinesin-like protein KIF20A. Lineage: Eukaryota; Metazoa; Chordata; Actinopteri; Cypriniformes; Cyprinidae. The record is from RefSeq and is a predicted model, not a curated record. The transcript is spliced from 7 exons. The annotation marks the transcript as partial.